This is a messenger RNA of Sinocyclocheilus rhinocerous, 6898 nucleotides long. RefSeq names its product golgin subfamily A member 4. The record is from RefSeq and is a predicted model, not a curated record. Gene Ontology annotation, cellular component: Golgi apparatus. Lineage: Eukaryota; Metazoa; Chordata; Actinopteri; Cypriniformes; Cyprinidae. The transcript has 22 exons. The coding region runs from base 305 to 6079 and encodes 1924 amino acids.
AAGAAGAACCUUGCGCAUUAACAAGAUAUGAGUGAUAAAUCUAAUAGACAAUAAGGUUAUAGGUUCGCUACUGUUCAAUACAACAUAUAUGUGCAUUUGUCAUGUUAAACAAGUAACGAGUGAACAUUUCGUCUUGAAAAUGCACUGUACUGGAAAUGUGAAGCGAUAGAAGUCCAUGUUAUUGGAGGCAGGGCAGUGAACCUCCAGGACCAGACUUGAAGAACCCUCCAGUAGGAUGACUUGAGUGUAGUCUUGCUUUACUUUAUUUAAGACAUCCUGUCUUAGGCCAUAGGUUGUGUAAACAAUGCUGAGGUGGUUUUCAGCAGAUGAGUCCAGCUCUGUGCAUGGAGCUCCUGGCUCCCCGCAGGUGGACACGGGCAGUGAUAUAAGAUUUGCUGAGGUCACUGAGCGGCUAACACAGAUGGAGGAACUUGUGGCCCAUUUAAAAGAGUUGAUCAGGGAAAAGGAUGCAGCACUCAGCAGUAAAGAUAACCAAGUCAUGGAGCUGACAGAACAAAUGCAGCACUUGCGGGGUGAGAGAGAAAACUUUCAGUCAAAGCUGGAGGCAGAACGUCACAUUACUCGGGCUCGGAUCAAGGAUCUGAUGGAGAAACAUGAGGCAGAGCUUCUCAGGGCUGCUGAUAAACACGAGUCUGAGUUGUCAGAGAAGGAGCAAGCCUUACGCAGACAGCUUGAGACUCUUCAGCGCUCUAUAUCACAGCCCGCAGAUGCAUCAGCAAACCUAUCCACCUGCAUUACAGUGCAGAGAGUCACAGAGUUGCAAGCCCAAGUGAAGCUGAAAGAAGCAGAGGCCAGUAAAGCAGAAGCAAAGUUCUUAAAAUUGAAAGCAUGGUCCAAAUCUCGGAUCAGGCAGUUCGAGGAGGAACUCAGAAAAGUUCAGUCUGGUGUAUGUCUCGAUAUGUCCCCUGAUGUCACAUCCCUACAUAGUCGCAUUACUGAAUUGCAAGAGGAGAGGGAGGAAAUGCUCAGCAAACUGGAGCUGUAUGAAGAUAUAAAGGCAAAAAAUGAUGAACUGCAGAAGCAGCUUAUGGAAUAUAAGGAACAGCAGAGGAAGAUGCAGGCCGACCUGGAGCAGGUGACCAAGAGAGCAGCAUCACAGGUGAGUGAAACAGGCAGCAUAGAUGAUGUUCAGGUGAUGGAGUGGCAAGAAAUGAUUACCAUGGUGACUGAGGCAGAAAGGGUUCGAGAUCAGGGUUACGAGAAGAACGUCAUGGCCUUCAGAAUGAGCCAUAUCGAGGAGGAGAGAGAGGCAUUAGCCAAUCGGCAACAGGAAGUGGAGGAGGAGUUGGCCCAGGCCCGUGGAUUCUGCCCACAGAAAAGCAGGAAGCCCAAAUAUUUCACCCCACGCAGCCUGCAGGAGGACUUGGAAUAUCAUAAUAGGCAAGACCCAAUAGGCCCUACUGAUUGCGAUGUUCUUGUGAAUGGAGAGAAUAUGGGUGGAUGGUGGCCCCAGCACAGUGCUGCAGUUACAGAUGGCUUGAGGUCUGUUGUUGAGGAGCUUGAAUUAGAGAGAAACCAACUGCAGGAACAGAUUUUGGUCCUUGAGAAACAGUGCCAAGAUCUAGAGGACCGUCUGCAACUUCAGGCUCGCAUUGAAUUACUACAGGCGACGUUUGGUAUAGAUGAAGGUGGUCGAGCAUUGUCCGCAUCUCAGAAUGAAUCUGAGCGCCUGCAGGCACAGGUUGCCAGCCUUCGCAGUCAGCAGAUUAGAGACACAGAAAAGCAUCAGCUGCUCGUUGCCAGCCUGAACAAACAACUCAAAGGACUGAGCAGCACACAGGAGUGUCUGGAGUCCUCACUCAUGGAAAAGGAGCACACACUUGCCAGAACCUCAGAGAAACUGGAAUUUAUUGACAGUCUGAGAGAGGCUUUAGAGACAAAAGAAAAACAAAACCAAGAAACAACUGAAAAACUGCUUCAAACUGAACACAAUCUGGCUGAAGUUACAAAGACAUGCAGCAACUUUGAGAAGGAAAACUCUGAGAUGAAAGCAACUGUUGCAGAACUGACACUCAAACUCAAUGUGCUGAAAGACAAGAUCCAGAAACAAGACGCAACUAUAGAAUCAUUACAGAACGAUCUGGUUCAAACAAACGAUGAUCUCGACAGACUGAACGCAGCUCAUCUGGAAGAAAGAGCACAGCUGGUUCAUGACUUGCAGAGCUGUGAGCGUGAAAUCGAUAGACUUCAAGAUGUCGUCAUUGAUAAGGACAAAGAUAUAUUGGCACUAACAUCCAGCACGGCAGAAUCCUCGGAGCAAAUUCAUGAACUAAAACGGGAAAUGAAGUUCAAAGAGGAUGUGCUGACUAAAAUUGAACAGGAUGUUCAAAUUUUUAGAGACCCACAGCUUUCUGACCAACAGUUCAUUAAUGUGUUAAUACCUCAGCUGAUUGAACAAUUGAAGAGGACUGAAACUGAUCUAAAAGUAGCGAGAAAAGAUGGUGAGUCAAAGAGUAAUGAAAUUAAAGACUUAAUAAAGCAAACAGAAGAGGAUAAGAAAACAAUUCAGGAUCUCCGCAUGGAAAUACAGAAGCUGAAUAUGAAUCUCAAAGACCAGCUACUGGAUAGAGAACAAGUGCACGAAAAAGACUCUUUCCCGGAGGAACAUAAUACGUUGCUUGCUGAAGUCUGCAAAUAUAAAAGUGAGCUUCUGAUGUUCUCUAGAAAGCUUGAGGAGCAGGUUGAAUGUCAAGAACAGCUUAAGCAAGAUGUACAAGACAAGUCAAAGAUAAUAUCUUCAUUGGAGGAGAAGCUGAAGAUCGUUCAAGAGGAGACAGUAGCAGAGAGAGAUAGAUUUAACAAAGAACUCAAGUUUCGAGAUGAAGCCAAAGAAAACCUUGAGAAACAUUUGUCUGAUAAAAUUGAGAGUAUUCAUUUGGUAAACAUUAACAACCAGAAACUUCAGGAAUCAUUUGAGCAGACUUUGGGAGAGCUUGCAAGACAAAAGCAGCACCUGGAUAAUGCUAAGGAGCAAUUGCAAGCUGUGCAAGAUCAGAAUUGCAACUUGCUUUUACAAGUCGAAAGUCUCACUAAUGACAAUUGUCAAUUGAAGAGGGAAAUUGAGGCUAGUGUCCAGUCCCUCUCUGGUGUUUCAGAAGAAAAGAAAAGAUUGGCAAGCAAAAUAUCUGAAGUUGAACAGAAGCUUUCAGAAAGUGUUAAAACAAUAGAACACUUGCAAAGAGAUAAGGAAGAGCUAACACUCCAAGGAAAUGAAUUGAACAAAGAACUCGAGCAAAACAAACAGUCAAUGGAUAAGAUUUUUUUAGAAAAAGACGGCAUUGUUAGACUCCAUGAGACAUUGAGUAGGCAAAAUCAACAAUUACAAGAAAUGUUUGAAGAGAAACAAAAAGAAGUGCUUAAACUGGCCCAAGUUGCGUCUGAAAUGAAUAACAGGGUUGCAAUAACGCUUGAAGAAAAUGAAAAACUUGCUUCUAAAAUUGCUAGUCUUGAUGAACAGAAUAAGUACCUUCAGAAACAAACCAAUGAACAGAUGAAGUUACUCACAGAAACGACCAAGGAGAGGGAGAAUCUACAAAACAAAAUCUUGAUUUUUGAAACACGAGAUGCGGAAAACCGUAAAAUCAUAGAAGGCUUGCUUAAGCAAAAGGAAGAUUUGCUUUUGCAAGUAGAGGAACGCAAAAAUAUUGAAAAGAAACUGCAGUCUGGAGCUGAGACCUUACAGGAAAAGUCUUUAGAAUGUGCAGCCCUCUCAAAAUGUCUCAGGGAGACCAAAGAGGAAGUAGAUCAUCUUGGGAGAGAACUUGAAUCCACCACUUCUCAAGUCCUUCAAUACAAACAGAUUGUUUUUGAAAAAGAAAAGACCUUAACAGACCAAAGUACACAAAUGGAAACUUAUCAGCACCAACUCAAGCAAUUACAACAUAGUAUUUCCAUUCUUCAAGAACAAGCUAAUAAUCAUAAAUCAGGUCUGGCAGAGAAAGACACACUGCUGCAGAAAGAAUCAAAUUCAUGUCGUUUGCUACAAAAUGAACUUAGUCAUGAAAGAGAACUUGUUUUUACCCUUCAACAAGAGAUAAGCUAUCUGAAAAUGGAGUGGUCCAGACUGAACCAGACUUUGGAAGUGAAAGAAAGCACUUUAAGGGAGACAAAUCUUGAAUGCCACGGUCACUCAGAGGAAUUGUGCAAAAGAAAUGAGUCGGUUCUUUCACUAACUAGUCAGCUUGGUGUUAUGAAUGAAAAUAUUGCGAAGCUUGAAUCUGAUAAUGCACAUUUAAAAGGCCUUUUAGAGGAGCAUUUAACCGAAAAUGUACGAUUAAAAGACGAGAUGAGACAGAAACAAAUAGAGGUUGUGGAAUAUCAAGAUAAUAUCCAGGCAAUGAAUGACCAAAACAUUAUAAUUAAAUCUGAACUGAAGAAUUCAAUGGCAGAAAUAUUUAGACAACAAGAGAUGAUCACGUCCCUACAAAAUGAAUUGGAAAGUAAAAGAGUCGAACUGGCAUCUUUGGCAGAACAGUUAGAAUCCAAACACUCUCAACUUGAAGCUUUACAAUUCAAUCUGCAGGGGAAAGAGGAAGUUUUUAGGACACAGGAGAUGUCUGUAAAUAAGAUGCAAGUCAAACUGUUGGAAAGUGAGGGCCAAAUCACCCAGAAAAUAACAGGGAUCUCUGAGCUACAUGAAGAAGUUCAGAAUUUGCAGACAGCUUUGCAAGAAAAAGAUAAGUUGCUGUUUAACAAAGAUAAAGAGUUUUCUCUGGUUAAGAAGACAUUAAUGGCACAAUCAGAAUCAUGUGAAGCCAGACUGAAAUUAGAAAUGGACGAAAUUGCUAAAAUUCAAAGGGAGUUAAAGAGCUUACAAGAAAAGAAUAACCAUCUCGUCAGAAUCAUUAAUGAAAAUGAUUCUUUAUUGAGACUGGAGAAGGAAAAGUGUCUGCACUUGCAAGGUAGUGCAUCUGAACUGGAAAACACAGUUUCACUGCUGACCUGUCAAACAGAGCAAUUAACCUCAGAGAUCACACAACUCAGGGAAACACAAACUGAGAAGGAACAAGUCACUUUUGCUGCUCAGUCGCAAAUUCAGAAACUGGAUGAACUGUACAAGAAACUUCAAGAGGAAUUCGAUUUGACCAAACAAGAGCUGCUUAAAGUUAUCAGUGAAAAAUCAUUAAAGGAAGAAGAAAUCUGUAAAUUGGUCCUGGAAAAAGAAGAGAUCUGCAGAAAUUCCAAUUAUCAGAUUCAGAGAAUUCAGCACCAGCUACAACACCACAAGUGGGAAUCCAGCAAAGUGGAAGAAGACAAGACGAUGGAGAGAGAGAAACACCAUAUCCUGGAGUCCAUGGCUUUGCAGGGUAAAGAUGUGUCUCAAGAACACUGGGUCCAGUUGCAUAGCCAUCUGCAGCACUGCCAGCGAGAGGUCCAGCAAAGGGAGUUUAGCCUCCAACAACUCAACAUCAAGUUGCAACAGGCAAUUGAGGAAAAGGAAGGGGUGUCCUCCCAGUUAAGCACCAUUUCCAAGAUGCUCAGAGACUCACAGCAGACUGUUAGUGAGCUCCAGAAUCGCUGCUAUUGGCUGGAGAGACAAUUUCAAAACCAGUAUUCACCCACACAGGGUUCAGUCUACACAGAAGUUCCACCAGGAGCCCCUCAGGAACCAAUCAGUGCCAAUUUUAACCCAAGUGGUUCAGACAGCGGAGAUCUCAAGAUGAGGCUGGCUGAGGCAGAGUUUCAUCUGUCUCAGUUAAACUCUAGAUUAGAGGAGGAGAGAUCAAUGAGAGAGGUUGCAGAGGAAGCCAUGCGGUUGACGGAACAGAGAGUUAAGAGCAUGGAGUCAAACCAAUCACGGCAUUCUCAAAGGGACUUUAGUAUUCAGCUAGAAAAAGAUGAGGAACAGUAUGAAGAUCUUGUUCUUCGCCCAAGCCGACGCCUGUUUAUGCACAAGAUGAAGAGUGGGGUUCAAUUGUGCCAGCGUUGGCUCAAAGGAAGGAGCAUAUGCUGCUGUUCCAAACUACUGCCAUUCAGGGGGAAGUCACGCUACAUAUUCAUGGGCUACCUUCUUAUGCUUCAUGUGCUGGUUUUCGUGUGCCUCAGUUGGUCCCUUUAGAAAACAAUUAUCAUCAAAAUCACAUAUGCACAAAUAGAAGAUCUGCAAAAAAACUGGUGUGGGCAGUAUAAGAGAAAGGCCCACAGUCCAGGUGUUUCCGCUUACUGUGAUGCAUGAAAUAAUGUAGGAGCUUCCCUUUAGUUGCUCACUCAAAUGGUGUAAAGCAGAAUGGUGAACUGUGAUUUUCUGAGACAUCAACUUGAUCUGAAAUUUACUAUGUCAUACUGGUUUCCAUAUAGACUUCAACACCUGCAUUUAUAAUACAGAGACCUUGUGUAUUGGCAGGUACACAGAUGGCCAUUAGAGUGUAGAUUAUCUGAUAUAAUUGCUAUGCACUGAAAUCUUAAAUUUAGUUAAGCAAUUAUGUUUUUCACAUUCUAUCAUCAAAUAAACCGAAGAUGAAUGUCUUGCUUGUCUGCACUGGAAAUAAACAUGAGAUAAAAAAAAUAAUAAUAAAAUGUAAUUGUAUGUGUACAGAGAGAAUAUUGAAUUAAUGUGCAAACUUUUAGAAGUUAUAAGCAAGCAAACUAAAAUUGUGAGAAGCUUUACUAUGAAUCUGAUUACAAUGUACAGUAGAAUUUGGAAUUAAAAUUGUGGUUUUAGAAUUAAAACUAAAUUAUGGUUUAUUUUGAGGGUUGAUAGUUUCUGUGGAAUUUACUUAUAGUAUAAAACUCUCUGAAAUGUUUGCUUGCAGAGCCAUAAAGUUAUAUUAUUGUGUAAAGUAGUUACACUACCUGUUGUGCAACACUGUAUAUUUGUAUAUGGGGUAUGAUAUAAGAAAAAGAGUGAAUCUGUGUUGAAUUAAACUACUGAGACCUA